Molecule: messenger RNA, 3214 nt
Organism: Amphibalanus amphitrite
Lineage: Eukaryota; Metazoa; Arthropoda; Thecostraca; Balanomorpha; Balanidae
Gene: Vps51
Product: vacuolar protein sorting-associated protein 51 homolog
Exons: 15
Coding region: 66-2453 (795 amino acids)
Biological process (GO): lysosomal transport; Golgi organization; endocytic recycling
Cellular component (GO): EARP complex; membrane; GARP complex
Source: RefSeq, a predicted model, not a curated record
AAAAAAUGUAUAAACGCUUUGGGAAAAACUUAGGAUAAAUACGACAGAGAAAAAGUUCUAGGAUCAUGGCUGCACCUGGAGGAUCUUCUGAUGCUCAAAGAAGGGCCAGAAAUGCUGCAUUGAAAGACUACUAUGGCUGCAAGGCUUCAAGUGAAAUGGCUGAUAAUGACCUGUAUAAUUUGAAUUCACCACAUUUCAAUCCAGAUAUGUAUCUUCACCAGCUGAUAAAGGAGUCUUCUCUCACUGACCUGAUGGACACAGAGGCGAAUAUAUACAAGCAGAUUCAGUCUCUGGACAGUGAGAUGCAAACACUGGUCUAUGAAAACUACAACAAGUUCAUCUCUGCCACCGACACCAUCAGAAAGAUGAAGGUCGACUUCAAGAAGAUGGAGGAUGAAAUGGAACGUUUGGCUGAAAACAUGACCCACAUCACCGCGUUUUCAGCCACUGUGUCUGAUACACUGCAGGUUCGUCGCGAUGAAAUCAACAAGCUCUCCAACACUCAUGUUAUGCUGAAAAAGCUCCAGUUCCUCUUUGAACUACCAGCUCAGCUCAAAGACGCCAUCGAUAAGGAAAACUACCAGCAGGCAGUCGAGUACCACCUGCAGUCAGAGCGCGUGCUGGAGCAGUACGGCACGGCCCCGGAUACGGCCAGUCUGCAGGGGCUGCGCGCCGAGUCGGCUCAGAGCAUCACACGGCUGGUGGCUGCCCUCCAGGACCGGCUGCAGGACGACCAGGCCACGCCGGAGCAGAUCAGGGAGUCUGUCCAGCUUCUGCUGCAGCUGGGUCAGCCGGCUGAGACACUCUGUUCGCGUGUCAUUGCGCACGCGCAGCGCCGGCUGGCCGGUGAUCUGGCUCAGCUGACGAACCAGGUGGAGCUGGCGCGCGCGGCGGCGGACUCGGACCGGCCGACAGAACUGCGGCUGCAUCUGCCCAAGGAUGUCCUCGAGUUUGUGGACGUCGACUGCAGUAGCUUCCUGAGCAACCUCAGCCUGUUCGUCACCUCGUACAAGGAGCUGUUCCUGGAGCCGAAGAGCAGGUGCCCGGAGGCGGCCGGUCGUCUCUCCGACUGUGUUCGCUCCCAGAUGGACUCUCUCCUCUCCGCCGUGGACAGUCGACUGAGUCUGGAGAGCGCCGCCGGCGGCGCGGCGGUGCUGGCUCGCGCCCUGGACCGCCUCUAUCGCAGGCUGCAGGCCAGCGCCGCCGUCCUACCCGAUGGAGACGCCUACGUCAGUCUGAUGGUGUUUUUGUGUAACUCUGACACCAUUCCGGAGUGUUUGGCCGGUAUGGAUCUGAUCGGCGGCGCCACGGAGCGCCGGUGUCGCCAGUCGCUGUCGCAGCUGUGUGCCCACCUGCAGCAGAGUCUGUCGGCGGUGCGCCAGGCGCUGGUGGUGCCGGCGCCGGCGCCCUCCUCUGCCGAGCCGCCGCCGCUGGCCGAGCAGCUGGCCACCUUCCUCGGCGGCCUGGCCGAGCAGAUCCGAGCGACCGUCACCGACCUGAAGGCGUUCAUCCAGCCGGAGCUGUCGUUCGGCGUACAGGCGCGCUUCAGAAACACGUUCUGUCGCCAACAUGUCAGGGAGACGGUCGUGGUUGGCUUCUUCCGACACUUUGUGGAGACGUGUCGCGGCUUCUGUGACGCGGCCGGGGGAGAGAAGACGUCGCCCAGCGUACUGCUGCUGCUGUCGCGGGCCUGCCGGGACCUGGACACGUCCACCGUGCACUACCUGAUGAACUUUGUGGACGACCUGCUCCGGAUCGAGGACAAGUCGGGUCUGACGCCUCUGGCGGACAUCAACAGUGAGGUCCGGGCCGCCGGACAGCAGCUCAUCAACCACUUUGUCCGUGUGCAGGGCCUGGCCGUCUCCCAGAUGCUGCGCAAGUCUGUGGCCACGCGCGACUGGCAGCACGCCAACGAGCCGCGCUCGGUGCGCUCGGUGAUGAAGCGCGUGGUCGAGGAGCUGGCCAUGAUGGACGCCCAGGUGGGAUCGGUGUAUGAAGAAGGUGCCGCCCGCUGGGAGCAGCACAACAGCUCCGACUCGAGCCGGCGACCCUACCACGGACCAGGCAGCCAGCGCCAGCGCCACGAGUGGUCCUCGUACGCCCCCAGUCAGGUCGACUCCGGCCUCGUGGCCAACAUUCAGAAACUCUUCUCGGAAAGGAUCGAGAUCUUCGCGCCGGUGGAAUUCUCCAAGGUGUCGAUUCUCACAGGGAUCAUCAAGAUUGCUCUCAAGACCCUGCUGGAGUGCGUGCGUUUGAAGACGUUCAGCAAGUUCGGCCUCCAGCAGAUCCAGGUGGACGUCUACUAUCUACAGGUCAACCUGUGGCGCUUCAUUGCAGACGAGAAGCUGCUGCACGGUCUGCUGGACGAGGUUCUCGGCUCCGCCAUCCAUCGGUGCCUCCAACCAGCCCUUAUGGAGUUCUCAGUCGUCGAGGCACUCUGCGACCGAGGGUGAAUUUACCGGCUGAACGUACUGACGCGCCGGCCGCUGAGGGGAGCCUAACGGUCAGUCCGGUGAAACACGCCAGCCCCUCUCUCCCCUGAUCUUCACUCUCCCGCACAGUGCCUGUCCGUGCGGUCCACUGGAUAAAUCCCUCCUGCCGUGGGCCUUAGUGUCGAUCGAUUCCUCCGCCGGUCCAAGACUGCCUUCCCUCAUGAGCUGCAGCGACCGGCUCUCUCCAGCGGUGGCCGUAGCCGCAUCGUUACCAUGGCAACAAAGCUGCGUCCGAGCGCCAUCCAUUACCGGAGUGAAGAGGUCUGAGAAGCGGCGACGGUCGAUGAGGAGAUCCGCUUACCGCUGCGCCGCUGCUUCCUACAGCGGUACUAUGCGGACACAGCUAUCGUUAGAGACGUCCAGAGUGGUUUUAUUCAUAUUCUGAGCGGCUGCCGUUUCGGAUUACUCGGUCCGGUGUAUUAUCUGGAGGAGGGUUUGACAUGCUCUGUGCACGGCUGUGCCGGUGAUAUCUCCAUUCCAGGGUGUGAUGUUCAACUGGCGUUUGUGAUAAGGGAAGUAAUGUAUGUGCUGCUCUCUGAUGUCCAGUGUUCGCUUGAUGGUUGUUGAUUUUAAUCAUUUUAUUUAUCUUCGGUCUGAUCGUGGUUGCACAUUUAUUGAUAGGAUAUGUGUCAUGUAUAAGAGCUGAUGAUUUGUGUCCAUAUCGGUUAACUGGCAGGUGUUCAACGGAAAAGGCAUUGCCAAUAUAAGUUUGUUCUACCUCG